Messenger RNA from Trichoderma breve, 966 nucleotides. Its product is annotated as thioesterase-like superfamily domain-containing protein. The record is from RefSeq and is a predicted model, not a curated record. NCBI's taxonomy places the organism in Eukaryota, Fungi, Ascomycota, Sordariomycetes, Hypocreales, Hypocreaceae. Bases 1 to 966 code for a protein of 321 amino acids. The transcript has 3 exons.
AUGACUGCCGAGGCAAAGAUUCCCGCCUCUCUGGAGGAAGAAACCGCCAUCCGAAGGCUUGACGAAAGGACAUUUGCAGCCAAUCUCUCGCCCAGCUUCUGCAUAGGCGCCGUCCCCAAUGGCGGCUACGUUGCCUCCGUCUUCCUGCGUGUAGCAAAAGAAUAUCUCGCACACAAGAACCUCACAGACACAAUCACCGCCCACUGGGAGUUUCUCAACCGCACCAUCUCCGGCCCAGCCGUUCUCGUCGUCGAGGAAGUAAAGCCAGGCCGCUCCAUCUCCGUGCUGCACAUUACGCUCUACCAAGGCAAUCCACUAUCCCAAGCGCCAUGGAUAUCGACGGGCUCGAGCAUCGCCGCGGAAAACGGCAUCAGCCUGCCCACGGGAUGGUCGCUGCAGCCUCGGUUGUCGCCGCCGGCUGACUUUGACAAGAUGCUCGCCAACAAGGAUCCGGAAUGGGGAGCCCUGGAUCUUGUGAUUCAGCGGAGAGUUACGGCCGUACAGCAGCUUCGCUUCUUUUACAACCGCGCAGCUUUUGCGAAAUCAGGAACUGACUCUUCUUUUGACCUGUGGAUGUGUACCAGCAACGGCGAGCCAUUGAAGGCUACAUCCCUCGGCUUCGUCGUCGACUGCACGGCGGCUUUCAUCCCCGAGCUACACCGUCCUCGAUCCAAGGACGAUCCUCCCGUUGCGGGAGGCGAAUUCACGCGCAAGACUGCGUUGUGGUAUCCUACAUUGGCUAUGAACCUAGAGGUGAAAAAGGCGUUGCCGGCGGAGGGCGAGCGGUGGCUGUUUGUGCGAACAUCGGCGAAGCAGAUUUACAACGGUCGGUUUGACGUCGAGGUUAUUGUCUUUGAUAGAGCGGGUGAUUUGGUUGCUUUGAGUCAUCAUGUGGCCAUGUUGGUCAACUCUGAAAAGAACACAGCCAAAAGGGCUCCGUUGGCGGGAAUUACAUACAAGAUGUGA